This is a messenger RNA of Nannospalax galili (Upper Galilee mountains blind mole rat), 1060 nucleotides long. It is a transcript of the gene Cdca5, whose product is annotated as cell division cycle associated 5. Lineage: Eukaryota; Metazoa; Chordata; Mammalia; Rodentia; Spalacidae. The transcript has 6 exons. The coding region runs from base 113 to 856 and encodes 247 amino acids. The record is from RefSeq and is a predicted model, not a curated record.
UCCUGCCCAGCCAGGCGGGUAAUUUGAACGUUUGUGGCUGCGGACCGUGUUCUCGGUUGGCACUAGCCCGAGUUGGCAGCGGCGGCGGCGCAGACCCAGCCCGACUGUAGACAUGUCGGAGCGGCGAACGCGGUCCGGAGGGGCCGCCCAGCGCUCUGGACUCAGGACUCCAUGUACUAAGUCUCAGAGGCGGUCCCAGCGGAAAUCAGGCUCAGAUCUCCCGAACAUCUUUCCUGAAAUCUGGCCGAAGACACCUCAUGUGGCUCCUGUCAGAAAGCCAAUCGUCUUGAAGAAGAUAGUGGCUCAUGCUGUAGAGAUCCCAUCUGUCCGCUCCCUUCGCAGGAGUCCCAGGAUUUCCUUUAUCUUGGAAAAAGAAAACAACCCUCCUCUGAAGGAGCCCACCAAGAAGGACCUCUUCAAGACUUGCAGUGUCCCCUGCACCCCCACCCCCACACCUGUGCCGUACAACCUGAACGUGGAAUCUAACUCUGGGGAAGAAGUGCUGGAUACUAGAGACUUGGAAAUGUCUAAGAAAGUCAGGCGAUCAUAUAGCCGGCUAGAGAUCCUUGGUUCUACCUCUACCCCUGGCCAUCGAUCCUUCUUUGGCUUUGAGGGGCUGGAAGACUUGCCUGGAGUCUCACCUGUGGUGUGUUCAAAGUUAACUGAGAUCCCCAAGGUUCCUGCAAAGCCCUGGGCUCCAGACACGACACUCCCUGGAAUCUCUCCCCCAGUUGUGAAAGAGAAACGAAAGAAGAAGAAAGUGCCUGAGAUCUUGAAAUCGGAGCUGGAUGAGUGGGCUGCAGCCAUGAAUGCUGAGUUUGAAGCUGCUGAGCAAUUUGAUCUUCUGAUUGAAUGAGAUGGAGUUGGGGCGCCACUGGCCAGCCCCCCCAUGUACUGCCCUUUGAGUGCACCAAGACACUUGGGGUCCUCUUUACUGUCCUUGUUACCCAGAGAGGUGUUGCUGGCCCCAUGUUAUAUAUAGAGUAGUCACUCUUGUCUUUGUAUCUCCCAGAGUGUUGGAGGUGAGAGGCUACUUCUGUUCUGAACCAGCCCUGGCAGA